GGGAGAUCGCUUUUGGACAAUACUCCCUGCGAGCUAUGUCAGACUUUCGUGUCCUUCCGCACUAUUCUGACCCCUUCGCCAGCGUGGCCACCGACGUGGAUUGGUCUUUGCGACCGUUGUCUGUCACAGUUCCUUCUAAGGGAUGCAUUUGGUGACUACCCCCUCAACCAAAGGGCACGAGGAGGAGUUCAAUGAGGUGACAUCAAAGUACGCCCUGCUCUUCCAGGAGAUUGAGCAAAAGUUGCUCCUGAAUGAUCUUCCAAAGGUAAACCAAUGAUGUCGAACAAGUUGUUGCAUUAUUUCUUUUGCAAAGCUAUGGAGUUACUGUACAGUAAAUGAUGCAACUGCGUGGAUCCAAGGUUGCUUCACAUGGAUCAUCGGAUCCACUCGCUGGUCCUUGCAAGCGAUCAGCAGUGGAGUCACCACGAGGUGCGGCACCAGCGCCUGGAAGGCCGUUUGGAGGCACUGGAGGGGCUUCGACUCCAUGGCCGUGUCGCCCAGUCGGGAAGUCCUGAGAGCUUUCGACAUUCGGCCGUCCACGGGAAGGAGAUGAACGGCGAAGCGAAGCAACUCGUGGAGCCUGGAAGGGGCGCCGUUGGCGACGUGAGGACGUCGCGAGGACGUCCAGCGAGGACAUCCAGCGAGGUGUCCACGUCAUCCAAAGAGACGUUGAGCUUCAACGGAGUCUUCUCCAACUCCUUGAACGACUGCCGAAGUUCGGUUUCACAGAUCUUGGUUCGCUUGGCUGGCGUUGAAAGUCAGCUUCAAGAACUCAAGAAAAUCCUUGGUGAAAGCAAGUCACAGCAGCAAGAGAGUCUUGAUCGAUAUCAUAAGCUUAUUUGCAAAGAGAGCAAAAUGGCUGAGCGCAUUGAUGUCCUGCAGCAAGAAGUCUCUCUAAUGUCAGAGACGACGAAGAAAAGGAAUUUUCUGGUGGAGGAACACGGGGACGUCCACCUUUCACGCCUUGAGAAGCUUGAACGGCAGCUGGUGGGCUUGUCAAAAGAGUCUACAGACAUGCAACUGGAGCAGAAGCAUCUUCGGAGGUGCGUUGGACGCUGCGAGCAGAUCAAGAACGAUAUGCCAACGCUGGGGUCUAUUGAGGAAGAAGUUCAAUCUGCCCACGUGAGGGAGGCUGCACUGUCUGAAAGGCUGGACUAUGUUCUAAAAUUAGCCAGCUCCAAAACCUCCUUCUCAGACGCCUCCAAGGCUGACAUUAGAGCCUUGGUCCAAAGCGAGUUGACAAAGCAUGUUGAGCUAGAAGGUCUUCGAGCAGUCACCACCCAGCACACGUUACAGUUGGAGGCCCUCCGCCAUGAGAUCGGUGGGCAGAGUGCUCGGGGUUCUGAAGAUCUCAAGCACCUGCGCCACUCCAUCGCCGACACUGAUGCAAGCUUGCAGCAUGUGCUGGAGAGCAAGGAAACGUUGGAGCGAGCAGCUUUGGCAACUUCCAAGCGCUUAGAUGAACUUGAUGCUCAGAUCACUUGCAACAAAGAGCAACGGGUACAGAGUGAGAUUGAACUUUUCGCAUCACAUCACAAGUUUCAGGCUGCUCUGCAGAAGCAAACGGUUCGGACUCAGAGCCUUGAAGAACGUUUAGUCAGAUGUGAAUGUUUGCUCAGCCGAACGUCUCCGCUGCUGUGAAGAA
Molecule: messenger RNA, 1645 nt
Organism: Durusdinium trenchii
Lineage: Eukaryota; Dinophyceae; Suessiales; Symbiodiniaceae
Source: the annotation of a GenBank genome assembly